Pyricularia oryzae 70-15 is the source of this 3714-nucleotide messenger RNA. Its product is annotated as saccharopepsin. The record is from RefSeq and is a predicted model, not a curated record. Gene Ontology annotation, molecular function: aspartic-type endopeptidase activity. The transcript has 5 exons. NCBI's taxonomy places the organism in Eukaryota, Fungi, Ascomycota, Sordariomycetes, Magnaporthales, Pyriculariaceae. Gene Ontology annotation, biological process: proteolysis. Bases 1164 to 3440 code for a protein of 758 amino acids.
GGCGUCGCUACCUGGCGAAAAUGCACCUGUGUAGCGCCAGCUGACAAAUCGAUUCUUCAUGUUGAUCGCCGCCUGGGUUGAUUUCGUUUAGCAUGAAGCUACUGCAUUGUAUACUAAUCUUUCACAGAUAUCAUGGGCAACGGUCACCUUUUGCCGCUGCAUCUUUGCAAACUCAAUCACGAAACCAUCAACAUUGUUGUACACGUUCUGUUUGUCAAAUCCGGCUGUCGUGACACCAAGGAAAUCCCCUCGGUUCCUUGACCCAUCUCGCAUGGUUACCAUUUUCCAAUUUGACAGGAGAAUGCGAGACCAAAACGGGAGACUUGAUUAAAUACGAAGCGAAGGUCCCCCAAAAAGACCGAUGUAAUGUCCACUUGUGCGAGGACCUGCUGUCAUCUUGGAUCCGUCGGCAGGCUGCAUCGACUGAGUAACGUGACGACUUGCUGGGUUGUUCGUCCUCGUCUAUCGACGUGAUCUCACAGGUCUCUCGGCAAGGGCAGCCGAUUGACAUAUAUGACAGAUUUGGUCCAAGCAAUCAUAUCAUUAGUGCUAUCGCGGUCGCGGUGGGGAUGUUCUGUCAGCUCACAAUAUUCCAAUGAAUGCAUCAUGGAGAUAAUGCUUAACUCCAGAUAGUCUCCGGACCUAGCAUGCUGGGCAUGGGGAAAAAGAGUCUUGGAGCUUAUUCUUCACAGCGGCCUAGGAAAAUACUCCGAGAGCAGAACGACGCCAUUAGUCGAGCUUGUCUAUCAUGAGCAACAAGCUUGUAUCCCUUCGUUUUGGAGUUACCGAUCUUCGGUGAGAUCUUGAGAUAUUUUGCUCUUCUGUUGCACAAUAGUCGAGCUUCGCGUCUCCAUGAAGCACAAUGGUCAAAUUCACAGCUCCCGAUGUGACAUUGAUGGAAAUGCCGAAACUGACACGGGCCGAAGGGGUCACAGCCAGGUCCAAGAGACGGGAGGUGGAAAACCAGGGGGGGACGAGGGAAGGCAAAUGGUCAUAGACGUACAAGUGCUUUCGUGAUAUAAGAGAACGUCUCAGACAUGGCCAUGAGAGUUUGUCGGAUCAUCACCGCCUCUAGCUGUGUCGCUAUCCUCUCUUUUGCUGGGACAUAACAUCACUCUGGGGCGAUAGCACUCAGCCCGUUUCUCUCGUUUUAAACAUAGCCGAUGCAGUUCCUCAAGGUCCUCGCCCUUGCGGGCUUCUCAAGCCUGGCAGCAUGCUCUCCAAGGCCAAAGAACCUCCAAGCAGCAUCUUCACCAGCCCCUCAUGUCAUCAAAGCACCCCUUCGUCGCAUGGAGAUGCCUUCUGCGCAGCGAAGACUGGCCAACAUCCGCAACACCCACGGCCAGCCGCCGCAGCCGCACGUCAAGCACUACUUCCAGAGCCCCAAUGGGACGUUCCCACGGACCAACCUCAGCAACAUCUUUGAUGGCUACGAGUACAUGGUGGACGUGACGGUCGGCACCCCGCCGCAGAACAUCAGCGUCAUCUUUGACACGGGCUCGGAUCAGACAUGGCUCAAUCCGCAGUGCAUCGGCAUGUCUCACCAGGCAAUCUGUGUGGCGUCGGGGAGCUACAACAGCUCCCAGUCGAUAACGGCCCAAAAUCUGUCUUCUGAGUUCUCGAUCAUCUACGGCUCUGGAACGGUCGAGGGCUGGUACAUGAGGGACACCGUCUCCAUCGCAGGACUUUCCGCUGAAAAUGUCCAGUUCGGUGUGGCGACAUAUUCGUAUGCCAUGGACUCGGGUAUCCUUGGGCUGGGAUACGACAGUGUCUUUAUGGAUGAGCUUCAAGGACAAGGCAAGAUUGACUCCAAGGAUUUCAGUGUCAGUCUUGGACCCAAUGCAUCACCAAAUGGAGAGAUUGUCCUCGGUGGCGUGGACACCAGAAAGUACUUUGGUCCACUCAAGUCGAUCCAGAUGCUAGAUGAUGAGGGACCUUUUGCCUCGGUACUGCACUACUCGGUCAAUCUGACCUACAUGGGCGUGACCUCCAAAGGCUCUUGUAAGUCGACACCGGCCACCGAGGCGGACUUUGUGACUCCCACCCUCGUCGACACCGGCAGCACAAUUGCCCACCUGCCCUUUGCGGCCGCCAACCGGACUGCUGCCAUGAUACCCGGCACCCGCUUCGACCCGUACACGCAGAUGUGGAAGGUCAGUUGUCACUAUGCCGGGUCGGCCGAGACUGUGGACUUUGCCUUUGGUGACGUCGUUGUCAAUAUUCCCAUGCGCGAGUUCAUCUGGCGCAACGUCCCCAUGGGAGGCCAGUGCUACUUGGGGCUGGUUGGUGACGCCGACAGCAUUGGAUUCUCGGUUCUUGGAGACAGCUUCCUGCGCGCUCUUGUCGCUCUCUACCAGCCAGACCAGAAGCUGUUGAAACUCGCCCCCUACUCGGAUUGCGGCUCCGACGUCCAGUCCAGCAACGCAACUGCAGAAAACCUGACCGGAAAAUGCAGCCGCCCGUCCUGGGACACAUGCACCUCGAGGCCAACCCCGGUGCCGUUGCCAGCCAGCACAUCGGCCAUGUGGACUCCAAGCUGGCCGACCACAACAGCAACGUCGGGGGCUCUCCCCACCAGCGAUGCGACUUUUCUGCUGCCGCCCACCGAGGUGAUGACAGACGUCCCGAAUACCUCUACAAGCAUCGACUGGGGAGUUGAGACGUCGGUGUUUACGGACCCCAUGACGACACGGUCGUACUCGACAUGCUAUGAUGUGUUCUUGGAUACAAUGCUCGAGUGCGAGGUCAGAACAAAAACCACAACUGACUCUUGGGGCGACACCAUCACCCUCUCGAGCACCGUGUUCUGGGACAGUCCAUUGGCACCCACCGACGAGACAUCGGCCGCCUUGUCCACGGCCAUUGGCAACCCGGGUCUCCCUACAGUCCCCGAAGUCACGGCAACUGCACCCGUCACCGAAACCGCUCCACUGACGACCUACGAGCCAAGUUUCGAGUACACGUCGACGUCCACCAGACAAGGCCCCUGCUUCUCCUACCACGAGUGCAUUUUGACCUUUAGCACCCCGCUCGGCGGCACCAUCGCCUCAGAGGUGACCGAGUGCGGGACCUACUGGACCUGCACCGACAUUGUGCCAUCUUCGACCUCUUCUUCCUAUUCGCUGGGCCUGGAUACCACGUCCUCGUCCUUUGACUGGUUUCCGACAAGCGAUGCAGCCGGCGCCGUCACCCCGUCCAGCGACGGCAUCUUCCCCCUGCCCACAAUCGUUCCGACGCCCAUCAGCUCCGACUGGUCGGUUUUACCCAUAGGCACCGAGAUGGAGUCUGGCGCGCCUUCCAGCACCGACGCCGCUGCCCUGCCCGCCUCCAGCAGCACCUCUGUCUUUUGCACCACGUCCUGGGUCUAUGUGACGGUUUACAGCACCGUCUACAGUACCUCUGAGCCCAUCAACACUUGGACGAUGGUCGGUCGGAAGUAGUGUGAUACUCUGGUGGGUCUGGCGAUUGACUGAAAUGAUUAUUGGCAAGGAGGGCCCGCUUGUUGUCGUAUGUCUGUGGUCUGCCUGCUUGGAACGGGCAGGGUAAUGGGGAAGAUUCUCUUUUGUAUGUUCAGCGUCGCCAGUUCUGGCCCCCGCGGCCCUUAAUAAAGACGCACACGAUCGUUUUCUUACAUGUGUCCCAUGCCACCCUGAUGUACCUACGCAAAUAUUCAUCGUCAGCCAGAAACUCCAACGCCCUAGUACUAUCGUCACA